Messenger RNA from Populus nigra (black poplar), 2664 nucleotides. RefSeq lists its product as uncharacterized. The transcript has a single exon. The record is from RefSeq and is a predicted model, not a curated record. Lineage: Eukaryota; Viridiplantae; Streptophyta; Magnoliopsida; Malpighiales; Salicaceae. Bases 162 to 2450 code for a protein of 762 amino acids.
AUAAUGACACUUUUGAACUCGCCUCCUCCUUUCUUCUCAUCACGGACCUCACCCCAUGUUCUCCUUUCCUUUCCUUCCCUUCAAAGUCUUCCUUCCUUCACCUCCUCUUUUCCCCAUUCCCACACCCACCAAACAGCAGAAAAAACCUUGUUUCUCCAUCAAUGGCAGAUCCAGUCUCAUAUUCCAAGCCCCAUUUCCCACUCAAGGAGCUUCACAACUCUAAGCCCGUCACCAAAAUCAAUAAGUCGUCGUCGUCGUCGUCAUCUUUCACUAGUCGCGUCCUCUGUAAGUCUCUCUUUUUCGUGCUCUAUCUUGUUCUUAUUCCACUAUUUCCUUCACAAGCUCCUGAAUUUAUCAGUCACUCUACUAUUUUCACCAAACUCUGGGACCUUGCUCACCUUCUUUUCUUUGGCCUAGCUGUAUGUUAUGGCUUGUUUAGUAGUAGAAAUGUUGAAGAUUUUGACUUUGAACCACCACCCCACUACUCCGAUGAUUCACAAUCAUCUUAUGUCUCUAGAAUUUUUCAUUUUUCUCCAAUUUUUGAGGAUGGGUCUGAAAAUUUAUCUGGGUUUGAUGACAAAAAUGUGUACCAGAAUUGGGACUCACAGUAUUAUAGAGGUGAGUCAAUGAUUCAUGAUACCAAUGGUCUUGAACUGAACAAAAUUGGACAACGGUACUACAGGGGUGAGUCUUUGGUUGAUGUUGCUAAUGGUAAUGAACGAAACGAGGGUGGAUCUUCAGAUGCUGAAAAUGGCUUUGAUAAUUCAAUUGAGAAUGGUGACAGUAAUGUGGUUCAAUCUUGGAAUUCCCAGUAUUUCCAAGUUGAAUCAACAGUUGUAGUGUCUCAACCAAACUAUUCACUCGAUGAAUAUGGUAAUCUAGGACAAGCAAAUGGUUACAGGCCACUAGGAUUGCCAGUUAGGAGUUUAAAUCCGAGGGUUAGGAAUCUGGAUAGUCCUCAAUUUAGUAAUGGAAGCGAGUCUGGUACAAGCUUGUCGGGCUCGGGCUCGGGCUCGGGCUCGGCUGAUGGUUCUGGAAGGAGUGUAAAGGAGAAUGAUUUUGGUGAUAUGGGUCCUACGAACUUAGAGGGGAUGCUUGAUGAAACUGUAGCCUUACCUUCCCAAAGUCCAUGGCGUCCGAGAUUUGAGACAAGGGAAAUUAGAGAGAAAGUGGGUUCUUCUUCUGGAGGUUAUUCACAUUUUAGGCCUCUCUCAGUGGAUGAAACACAGUUCGAGUUUCUCAAAUCGCAGUCUUUCAUAUCCACAACAUCUUUGUCAUCUCAAGGGAAUCCAGGCCCUCAACAUCUCGAUCCUUCACAUUUUAGACCUCUCUCAGUUGAUGAAACUCAAUUCGAGUCUCUCAAGUCGCAAGCUUUCAGAUCCACAACAUCUUUGUCAUCUCAAGGGAAUCCAGGUCCACAACACCUCGGUCCUUCACAUUUUAGACCUCCCUCAGCUGAUGAAGCUCAAUUCGAGUCUCUCAAGUCACAAUCUUUCAGGUCCACAACAUCGUUGUCAUCCCAAGGGAGUUCAGCAUCGUAUUCACCAACGACGCUCUCGCCCUCACGUUCUGUUUCUUCUGAAAUGCCAAACUCUGAAACCGAAGAAUUAGGGGAAAACAAGAGUUACCGUGCUUCUUAUCCUCCUACUUCUCAAUCACCAACAACCAGGAAGGCUGAUGCUCCAUUGAAUGCAUUUCAUUUGAGGAGAUAUAGUAGUGGCUCUUUGUUCCAAAAGGAUUCCCGGAGAAGCUUGAAGGAUGAGUUGAAGGAUUUGAAAGGGAAAAGAAAUGAGGAUACAAUGGGUAGUAGAGAGGCGGGGCAGGCUUCUUUGAGAUCAGUUCAGAAACCUGCAACAAGAAAUGAGGAUACAAUGGGUAGUACAGAGGCGGGGCAGGGUUCUUUGAGAUCAGUUCAGAAACCUGCAACACCUGUUAAAAUUUCAUCACUAAAGGGAAAAUCUGUUAGGACUAUCAGAGCCAGCCGAUAUGCUGCAGAGACAAUAAAAGCUGGAGAGAUGAGUAGAAACCACAUUGAUGAUAAGGUUGGAAAAAUAUGCAAUGAAGCUCAGACAGUAAACAUGGGAAAGGAUGAAAUGGAGAGAGGACCUGAUAAUAUGUUAAUCGGCGCCGAUAAAAAGAACUCUGAUACUCAGCAUCACAUGUCAAAGCCAACUCUUUCGAAGUAUAAGAAGAAAGAAAAUGAAGUAAUUUCAGAGAGUGUUACUGCGGAGUCCACAGAAGACUCAGAAAACGAGAAUGAUAUCUCUCGAGUAAGUUCAGAUGAAGAUUCCGCUCCGCCCAUCUACAAUGAUGCAGGAGACUACUCUAGUGAGGUUGAUAAGAAAGCUGGUGAAUUUAUAGCCAAGUUCAGGGAGCAGAUCAGGCUUCAGAAAGUAGCAUCUAUUGAGAGAUCAAAGGGCAAGCGCAUGAAUGGUACUUAUGUUAGGUGAAAGAUAAGCCUAUACUGCUCCCAGAUAGCUAACAACAUGGAGACCAAGUUGGUUAUUAUUCAUUUUUUAGAUGGUUUUCCUUCUAUUAUCCAUAUUACUCUGUGUUCUAAAUCUACUAUUGUAGAUACUAUAUACAGUUCUCUUGGAAUUGUGAAGUAUGAGUAUCCACCACUUGAUAACACAAUUAAAGAUUUCAGGUCUUCGUCUGAUAGAA